CAUUCCACGUUUUAGGAACACUGACUGUGAAAAAAAUAUUUAAAUUGUGUUUUGUGACAAUCUGAGGAGAAUCCAAGCGAAAAAUAUUUUUUAAUAGAAGAUUUUCUACGCCCGUGGACCAGCACACUGGAAGAAAGUUACGCGAUAUUAAAAAUUCAUCGUAUAUUAAAUUAAUUGUUUUGAACACGAAAUAUAAGGACAAUUUACAGCGCCACUUUAAAAACUUAUUGAUACAAAUAAUUUUCCUCACGUAAGAAUGACCAAAAAUGCUUUCUGCCCCGGGAAGAAGUAUUUAAGUGUCGGGAAGUAGCGGGAACUUCGAACAUUCUCGUACAGGAGAAAUUAAUCGCGUACGAGUUCAGAGAACUUCGCUGCGUCAUUGUGUAAUGAGAUUAGACCUGUCCGCUUGACACUGCAGAUUCUUGUGAUCUCGUUGUGAUGGCUACUAGGGGUAAAAUUGAAUUGUGCGGGAUGAAACGGCUGUAUUCUGUUUAAUUUUUUUUUCUUGAAAAGCGUCUGGAAAACCUCGAAAUAGCCGACACCAGCGAAAAGUCGAGCUGGAUAACUUGCGACCAUUUUUCCGGAUUAAACCCACGAUGGCAGCAGAGUAGACAGCAUGAUGUCUCGGUCCUUCCUAGUGGAUUCUUUGAUCGGCAAUCCAUCCCCCGUUCCCACCAGGCAGUGCCCCCAAGGGGUGCCUGCGUUACCCCCAGCGGCGACACCACCGUUCAGCAGCUACCUAUUCUCUUUGGGUCUGUCCCGUCCGCCUGUAUACGGGGCCCCAAAAGUGGGGUUCCCCUCGGGGUACCCCCUGUACUGCAAUGUCACCAGCGUCGUCAGACCGAUGACGAGGCCCCACGAAGUCACGGCGACGUCACACAACACUCCACCAGAGACGCAGGUGACGUCAUGCUCGCCGAUCAGUGGCGGCGCGACCACAACGAGUCGCAGCCCGAGCCCCGUGUUGGCUCGCCAGAAGUCGAACAGUGGCGGCUCGUGCAAACGUAUACGCACGGCUUUCACGAGCACUCAGCUCCUGGAGCUGGAGCGAGAGUUCGCCGCCAACAUGUAUUUGUCGCGCCUGCGCAGAAUUGAGAUCGCGUCUUGCCUCAGGCUCUCGGAGAAACAGGUUAAGAUCUGGUUCCAAAACCGACGUGUUAAAUACAAGAAGGAAGAGGACGGUUCUGGGGUACAGGGACCCCGAUGUUGCUGUCUCAGAACUUGUUCCACCGCUAACAGGAAGCCGGCGUCUCGCCACAGUCAUAGCAGCAAUACGCAUGCGCAAGAUUCAUGACGCGAAGUAUUUUGUGUCGAACAGGGAACUUUGGGAUUCCCCUCAGUGCGGGAGUGUCUCAGAUGUUUGCCUUCGCAUGACUUCUGAAUUGUCCUCUGUGUGAACAUUUAACACGAAAUAGGGGAAAUAUGAAACGGGAAAAUAAAUGAAGGCCCCGGUCCCCUUGAAUAGGGGGUUAGGUGGGCCCCAGCGCCGGUUUGGUUACAAUUCUGGCGAAAGUAAAAAUUCAUUUCUAUUUCCGGAAUAGGAACCCUGGUCGCACAGCCCCGUAGCCUUUCAUUUUAUAGACUUUCUGUCCCGUCUCCGUUCGGCACAGAAUAAUUUUAAUACAAUUAUUCGUAUCAGAUACGAACAAAGCUGUAGAAUUUCUACGAAUUUAUCAAGAUAGAAUUAUUUUUAUACGUUUAACAAAGGGGCAGAUGUUUUCUGUCUGCGCCAGAUCGUCCAAAUACUAAACUCUAAAUCUUGAACUGACGGAAACAAUGGAUUUGUGAACAAUAAUUUUCGUUUAGUCGUCCUGAAUAUACUGUUGACACUUAAUGAAACAUUUCUGAACGAUACACAUUGUGACAGACGACUGUCGUGUUGCCAUGCCAGCGUGUGAUUUAUGAAGUGCUUUAGUUUAUUUAUUUAUUAAUUUAUGUAUUUAAUGUUACAAUGUGUGAAACAUAAAACUGUCACUCUAAGAAGUCACGUGCCUUUGUGAUGUAAUUAUGUUUUAUUUUUGUAUCUGAUAAAUGUAAUUUUUCGUAUUUAUAAAGAAGCAGAUUCUACUAA
Messenger RNA from Zootermopsis nevadensis, 2071 nucleotides. Its product is annotated as GS homeobox 1. NCBI's taxonomy places the organism in Eukaryota, Metazoa, Arthropoda, Insecta, Blattodea, Termopsidae. Gene Ontology annotation, molecular function: DNA-binding transcription factor activity, RNA polymerase II-specific; RNA polymerase II cis-regulatory region sequence-specific DNA binding. Gene Ontology annotation, biological process: regulation of transcription by RNA polymerase II. The record is from RefSeq and is a predicted model, not a curated record. Gene Ontology annotation, cellular component: nucleus.